AUGGAAUCGUCGAUCGCAUUCAAGACCAGUGGGCGUACCUGGGCGUAUCCACCACGCUGCAACAAAGCGAUACCUACAUCUAUCAGAUCAGUGUUCUUAGACAACAACUCGAAGCGGGAAGAACUUGCCCCUUGUGCAGACAUGAUGCUAAACCGCCGACCAUACGGCAUGGAUUCCCCUCAACCCCCAUCUCAGUGGGAGAAGAGCGUUAAAGCCCAGUCUGAGAACAGCAUCAAAGAGGUCAUAAUAACUCCUCUGGUACCUGUGCCAGUGGUAGAGGAUGUUAUGGAUGGUGGCCGGCUCGCUUGGUGCACCGUCAUUGGUGGGUUCCUCACCAUUGCAAGCACGUUCGGAUACGCAAACAGCUUCGGCGUGUAUCAGGACUUCUACACCCGUUCUCGUACGGCCUCUGCGUCUGCCAUCAGCUGGGUUGGCUCGAUGCAGAUUUUCUUCAUCUUCGCUAUGUCGCUUCCUGCUGGGAAGCUCCUGGACAUGGGCUACUUCCGUAUCACCACAAUGGUCAGAACGUUUAUCUACGUCUUCUCACUGUUCAUGGUGUCUAUAUGCGAAUCCAACAAAUACUACCAGAUCUACCUCGCUCAAGGACUCGGAAUGGGGAUCGGUGCUGGCCUUCUCUAUCUCCCGUCCAUCACUGUUCAAUCUCAUCACUGGCGCGAUAGACAGGCUUUCGCAAUGGGCAUCGUUGCAGCUGGAACAUCGUUUGGCAGUAUCAUGUUCCCGAUCGUGCUCAAUGAGCUCAUCAAGAGCUCCUUGGGCUUCCGGUGGGGUGUUCGGGUUUCUGCCUUCAUGGUCCUCGUGAUGAUGCUGGCAGCAAACGUGCUCAUGACAUCGAAGAAGAAACUGGGCAGCAAGAAUACUACAGAAGAAACCCCAAAAUUCAAUAUCAAAGGAAUCAUGCAUGAUCUGCCAUUCAUUACAUCCAUUAUUUGCCUGUUCUUUGGGAACUGGGGGAUCUUUUUCCCAUACUUCUACAUUCAAUUGUUCGCUAUUGUCCAUGGACUUAAUAGGACGACCGUGUUCUAUCUGAUUGCUAUACUCAACGCCUCUGCUAUUCUGGGACGCAUCCUUCCAAACAUGCUCGCGGACCGGCUUGGGCCAAACACGGUCAUUGUGCCUACUGUCACUUCUUGUGCUGUGCUUGUCUAUGGCCUUCUUGGUAUCUCAACCAUUCUUGGCAUGAUCAUAUUCGUGAUACUCUACGGUUUCAUGUCUGGUGCAGCUCUCUCCUUGUCCCCGCCCUGCUUUGCUGCUCUUGCGAGACAUCCAUCCGAAGUGGGGGUACGAUUUGGCAUCGCAUUCUCUCUGGCGGCGUUCGGUGCUCUGAUCGGUAACCCGAUAACUGGAGAGCUUCUGGGACCCAACUUCACGUGGAACAAACCAAUCAUCGUCAGCGCCGUGGCAUUCACCGCCUCCUCGAUUUUUAUCAUCAUCUCGAGGCAAAUUCUCGUUAAACGCAAGGGUACCCAAUGGGUGUAG
Molecule: messenger RNA, 1497 nt
Organism: Cyclocybe aegerita
Lineage: Eukaryota; Fungi; Basidiomycota; Agaricomycetes; Agaricales; Hemipholiotaceae
Source: the annotation of a GenBank genome assembly